GGUGCGUCUCCGGAAUUGGUUUUGAGCCUGGUGGUAUAGAGAGUUUGCAGCUUACUAUAGUCGUGUCGUUUGCUGUCACUGAAAUGUCAAAAACUGUCGCUUAUUUUUACGACCCGGAUGUGGGGAACUUUCAUUAUGGCACUGGUCAUCCAAUGAAACCUCACCGUUUGGCUCUUACACACAGUCUGGUUCUCCACUAUGGUCUUUAUAAGAAGAUGAUUAUGUUUAAGCCCUACCAGGCUUCACAACAUGACAUGUGCCGCUUCCACUCAGAAGAUUAUAUAGACUUCCUGCAGAGGGUUAGCCCCAAUAACAUGCAGGGCUUCACCAAGAGCCUCAAUGCAUUCAACGUUGGUGAUGACUGCCCAGUUUUUCCCGGCCUGUUUGAAUUCUGUUCUCGUUAUACUGGAGCCUCUCUCCAAGGAGCAACACAGCUAAAUAACAAGAUCUGUGAUAUUGCAAUUAACUGGGCUGGAGGACUGCACCAUGCCAAAAAAUUUGAGGCAUCUGGAUUUUGCUACGUUAACGACAUUGUUAUCGGCAUUCUGGAACUACUCAAAUAUCAUCCACGAGUUUUGUACGUAGAUAUUGAUAUACAUCAUGGAGAUGGGGUACAGGAAGCAUUCUAUCUUACUGAUCGAGUCAUGACAGUGUCUUUUCACAAAUAUGGAAACUAUUUUUUCCCUGGCACAGGUGACAUGUAUGAGGUUGGAGCUGAAAGUGGGAGAUAUUACUGUCUGAAUGUUCCUUUGAGAGAUGGAAUAGAUGAUCAAAGUUACAGACACCUUUUCCAGCCGGUCAUCAAACAAGUAAUAGACUUUUACCAGCCAACCUGUAUUGUUUUACAGUGUGGAGCAGACUCACUUGGCUGUGAUCGUCUGGGCUGCUUUAACUUGAGUAUAAGAGGACAUGGGGACUGUGUGCAAUACGUGAAAAGUUUUAAUAUUCCACUACUGGUCCUAGGGGGAGGAGGAUACACUGUGCGUAAUGUAGCACGAUGCUGGACUUAUGAAACCUCAUUACUGGUAGAUGAGACGAUCAGUGAAGAGCUCCCCUACAGUGAAUACUUUGAGUACUUCGCACCAGAUUUCACACUCCACCCAGAUGUUAGCACCAGGAUUGAAAACCAAAAUACGAGACAGUAUUUAGAUCAAAUCAGACAGACUAUUUUUGAAAAUUUGAAAAUGCUGAAUCAUGCACCAAGUGUUCAGAUCCAUGAUGUCCCAUCAGAUCUUCUGAGUUAUGAACGCACAGAAGAGCCAGAUCCUGAAGAGAGAGGCUCAGAGGAAAACUACAGUAGGCCUGAAGCAUCAAAUGAGUUUUAUGAUGGAGAUCAUGACAAUGACAAAGAGAGUGAUGUUGAGAUUUGAGUGAAUGCCCAUAAUUGGAUUUUAAAUAUUUGCGAUCAUAGUAGACUGACGCAUCGCUUUGCCAUAUUAUGGCUCCUAUUCAUACCUGUGAAGAGUUUGGACCACAGUUGUUUGUUUAAUGGAUCCAAAUUUUGUUAUCCUGUGGAGUUUCAUAAGACCAUGUUAUCAAUGGAACAGGAUCAUGAUUACCUCUUCUGUCACAAUGUGAAAACUUGUAUCGGAACCAGGAGGCUAAGAGGGGUUGUAAUGCAUCUGCUCCAGUUAUGAGGUGCCCUAAAAACAGAAGUGUGCUUUGUCAAACAUAACAAAUACUGUACAUACACCCUGUACAAUGUUUUACGAUACAGCAACUCCUUGGUGGAACAUGCUGUAUUUAUUUUUGCUAACAAAACAAGUUCUAUUGUUUUUAUCUAAGAUUUUAUUUGUUCAGAUUGUUUCAUCAGAAGACUUACAGAUCCAAGACUGAUGACAUAUAUGCCCUGAUAUCAUGUUGUUUGUUAUAGUAAAUAAUUAGACAUUCUA
Molecule: messenger RNA, 1892 nt
Organism: Bombina bombina (fire-bellied toad)
Lineage: Eukaryota; Metazoa; Chordata; Amphibia; Anura; Bombinatoridae
Gene: HDAC3
Product: histone deacetylase 3
Exons: 15
Coding region: 84-1370 (428 amino acids)
Molecular function (GO): histone deacetylase activity
Source: RefSeq, a predicted model, not a curated record